Pungitius pungitius (ninespine stickleback) is the source of this 936-nucleotide messenger RNA. RefSeq names its product olfactory receptor 52B2-like. Gene Ontology annotation, cellular component: membrane. Gene Ontology annotation, molecular function: odorant binding; olfactory receptor activity; G protein-coupled receptor activity. Lineage: Eukaryota; Metazoa; Chordata; Actinopteri; Perciformes; Gasterosteidae. Gene Ontology annotation, biological process: detection of chemical stimulus involved in sensory perception of smell; G protein-coupled receptor signaling pathway. The coding region runs from base 1 to 936 and encodes 311 amino acids. The transcript has a single exon. The record is from RefSeq and is a predicted model, not a curated record.
AUGGAAAACCGGUACAACAUAUCAUCUGUUUUGGUGCUAAAUCGCUUUAACCUCUCCUCUGAAACUGUCUUUCCUGCCUUCAUUUUUGCAACGCUGAGCUACAUGAUCAUACUUUUCUGCAACCUUAUUCUAAUCCUCACAAUUGUACUGAACAAAUCUUUGCAUCAACCCAUGUACCUGAUUCUGCUGAACCUUCCCAUCAACGAUCUUAUAGGCUCCUCAGCAUUCUUCCUACAGUCCAUCAACGAAAUACUGACAAACAGAAAGACAAUGCAAUACUCAGCUUGUUUUGCCCAAGCUUUCUUUAUCCACAUCUAUGCAGCAGCUACAGUUUUCAUUCUAUCCGCUAUGGCAUAUGAUAGAUACAUUGCCAUAUGUUGCCCUUUGAAAUAUAUCACUGUAAUGACUUGUUCUAACAUUAUGAGAAUAAUCACAAUUGUGUGGAUGAGUUGUUUACUUCUAAUAACCGUGCUUUUUGUUCUGCUUUCGCGUUUACCCCGCUGUCGAUCUGAAUUAACACAUCCUUACUGUGAUAAUCCAACUUUGCUGACUCUGGUCUGUGCCAACACAGCCAUCAAUAAUAUUUAUGGGCUAUUCAUAGUUGCUCUUUCACAAGUGAUAAGUAAUGGGAUGAUGUUGUACACGUAUCUCCAGAUCCUUGUUGCGUGCUUCAGAUCCAAAAGAUCCGACACAAAAACCAAAGCUCUGCAAACGUGCGCAACACAUCUGACAGUUUUUCUACUGUUGGAGUGUCUGGGUCUUUUCACCAUCAUUUCGUACCGAAUUAAGAACGUAUCACCACAUUUAAGGUGGUUCAUGGGGGUAUCCACUUUAGUUGUGCCGCCAACAUUGAAUCCAAUCAUUUAUGGACUGAAAACAAAAGAAAUUAAAGUAAAAGUAGUGCACUUUUUUAGAAAUAAAAUAUUUUCGUCUUGA